AUGAGUCUGACAAUGGAGGAGAGAUUCGCCUUACGCAAAUUAUCCAAGAAUGAUUCAAAAAUUGUACUUCCAGCGGACAAAGGCAAUGCAACAGUCGUCAUGAAGAAGGAAGACUACAAAAACAAGAUGACAAAAAUGCUAAAUGAAGGUCCUUGCAAAGUCAUUCGCAACCCCACAUCUAGAACACCCCACAUCUUCAUUUUUAGAAACCUUAGUGAAGAAUACAAACGCCAUCUUAUUAACUCUGAUCCACGACCUCCGAUCAUCUACGGUCUUCCCAAAGUUCACAAGGACGGGAUUCCUAUGCUACCCAUAGUCAGUUCAAUUGGAUCACCUACGUACAACAUCGCCAAGUUUGUUUCUAAACAUCUUUCUGAGUUUGUUGGGCUGACUGAAUCGUUUGUUAAGGACUCCAGACACUUCAUCGAAAUAAUUAAGCGCGUUAAACUGGAUGAUAAUGAUAUCCUAGUGAGCUUUGACGUUGAAUCACUUUUUACUAGCAUUCCUGUUCCAGAAACAGUAGACAUCAUAAGAACACUCCUGGAUGACAGCUUAGCUCAGUUAGCAGAGAUUUGCCUAAAUUCCACGUAUUUUUACUUCGAUGGAAAAUACUUUGAACAAACAGAAGGUGCAGCGAUGGGUUCACCGUUAUCUCCUGUAGCAGCCAACUUAUUCAUGGAACAUUUGGAGAGAAAUGCAAUGGAAUCUGCAAUCCUAAAACCCAAGAUUUGGCUCCGUUACGUGGAUGACGUCUGGGCAGUGUGGCCUCACGGGAGAAAUAAGCUUACAGAGUUUUUGGACCAUCUCAAUAGUAUUAACUCCAACAUAAAGUUCACGAUGGAAGAGGAAAGAGACAGGAAACUGCCAUUCUUGGAUGUACUAACUACAAGGAAGGAAAACGGAACAAUUGGCCAUGCUGUGUACAGAAAACCAACGCAUACCAACAGAUAUUUAAACGCUCAAUCACAUCACCACCCGGCACAGAAAAACGGCAUAUUAAACACACUGAUAAAUAGAGCAAUCCGCAUCUCAGACAUGGAAAACAGGAUUAGUGAAGAAAAAGUGAUAACUUCGGCCCUCUUAAGCAACGGUUAUAGUAAAAAGGAUAUUAAGAGAGCUUUUAAGAGACAGGAUUGUAGGCUAGCACAAGUAGCAGCAACCGAUAAACAAAAAGUCAGUGACAACAGUGAGAGAAGACAUAAUUCGUAUCUUCCUUAUGUGAAAGGGACAUCGGAGAAGAUUGGCAGGAUUCUCAAAAAAUACGACAUCACACCAGUAUACAGGCCUCUGAGAAAAAUAAACUCACUCCUACCCAAUGGUAAAGACAAAUUACCCCUAAGCGCACCGGGUGUAUACAAGAUUCCUUGUUCCUGUGGAAAAGUUUACAUCGGAGAAACCAAACGGAUGAUUUCAACUAGAUUGAAAGAACACAUUCGCCAGACAAAACAGGAAAAUAUUGAAAAAUUGGCAGUAGCAGAACACAGUUUUACAACGAAACACGCCAUAGAAUUUGACAAAGUUAAAGUACUCGCUAAAGAACCCUAUUUCUACCAUAGAAAAAUCAGAGAAGCUAUUGAAAUCAAAAAACAUCCAGAUAAUUUCAAUAAAGAUGACAGCUACAAGCUUCCACAGUCAUGGAAUCCGGUAUUACGUCACCUUGUUUACUAG
This is a messenger RNA of Macrosteles quadrilineatus (aster leafhopper), 1668 nucleotides long. RefSeq lists its product as uncharacterized. NCBI's taxonomy places the organism in Eukaryota, Metazoa, Arthropoda, Insecta, Hemiptera, Cicadellidae. The record is from RefSeq and is a predicted model, not a curated record. The transcript is spliced from 3 exons. The coding region runs from base 1 to 1668 and encodes 555 amino acids.